AGUGUGUCAUUGUGUGUGUUUGAGACAGAAAGAGAAGGGGAGGGCUGCUAUAAAGGCCGGUUCCCUGUUGCUCGCUCCCAUUCCUUCUGUUUUUUCAGUGGGUUUGAUCUGCAGGGGAUACUCCAGUAUGAUACUCCUGUUUACAGCCACCUUUACCAUCCUGGUGCUGUCCUCCCUGGACCAGGUGGAGUCUUCAGCGUAUGACAAGAUAGUCAUGCACAGUCGCAUCAGGGCUAAGAAUGAAGGGCCCAAUGUGUGCGCUUUGCAGCGGGUCAUGGGGACCAAGAAAAAGUACUUCAGCACAUGCAGGAACUGGUACAACAAAUCCAUCUGUGGCAAAAAGGCGGUGGUCUUAUAUGAAUGCUGUCCGGGUUAUAUGAAGUUAGAUGGGAAGCAUGGGUGCCCCGCAGUGGCUCCUAUUGACACUGUGUACGGCACCCUGGAUCUGGUUCAAGCCAAGAUCACCCAACGAUACUCCGAUCAAUCCAAACUGAGGGAAGAACUCGAUGGAGCGGGAUCUUAUACAAUGUUUGCACCCAAUGAAGAUGCCUGGGAAGAGUUAGAGCCUGCAUCAAAAGCUGCCUUGGUCAGCAGUGGAAACACUGAGCUUUACAAUGCACUCCACUAUCACAUGGUCAACAAACGUCUUCUCACCAAGGACCUGAAGAAUGAUAUGACCCUAGAGUCCAUGUAUAACAAACAAGGCCUCUAUAUCAAUCAUUACUCAAAUGGAGUUGUCACUGUGAACUGUGCCAGGAUCAUUCACGCCAACCAGGUGGCCACUAAUGGAGUUGUGCAUGUCAUUGAUCGGAUCAUCAGUGUCAUAAGUCAAACGAUCAAGGACGUGAUCGAAACCAACGAUGACCUGGCUUCACUGAACACAGUUGCUUUGAGAUCGGGUCUCCAGGGUCAACUGGGAGAGCCCGGACACUACACACUUUUUGCUCCAACCAACAAGGCCUUUGAAAAACUAGACAGUGAUGUGCUGGAAAGACUUAUGAGUGACACAACUGUACUUCAAGCCCUUUUGAAGUACCACCUCCUGAACUCAGUGCAGUGCUCUGAGGCCAUUAUGGCAGGCUCCGUCUAUGGGACUAUUGAGGGCAGUAAUACUGAGAUCGGAUGUGAUGGUGAGAGUCUCACAGUCAAUGGUAUCAAGAUGGUGCUGAAGAAGGACAUUGUCACCAGCAAUGGGGUCAUUCAUCUGAUCGACCAGGUGCUCAUGCCUGACUCAGCCAAGCAGGUGAUGGAGCUUAUAGGCAAAUCUCAGAGCAUCUUCAGUGACAUGGUGUCUGAGCUUGGCCUGUCUGCCGCCAUGCAGCCUGAGACUGAGUAUACUAUUCUUGCCCCACUGAAUGGAGCCUUCUCUGUUCAUCCAGGUUCGGGACCAUCACGAUGGGGCUGGCCCAUGGGCUGCGUGAUGGUUAACAACUCCAUCCAUGUAAAUUCAGUGGAGGUUCCAGAUUUUGAUCUUAUGGCAUCCAAUGGAGUGGUCCAUGUAGUGAAGACCAUCUUAUAUCCUCAAGAUCUGCCAGUUGGCCGUGAAGACAUAUUGAUUCUGCUGAAGAGACUCAUCAGAUACAUACAGCUGAAGUUUGUAUCUGGAUACACCUACCAUGAGAUUCCACUUACGUUCAUCAAGAGGACUAUAACUACUCAUGUCAUUGAGAAAGGUCCCGAGGUCAAGGUGGUGAUUGGAGAACCAAGCAUCACCAAAGUUACACGAGUGAUUGGUGGAGAUCUGAGUGUCACCAAAGUUACACAAGUGGCUGAAAGAGAUCCAAGCGUCACCAAAGUUACACGAGUGAUUGGUGGUGAUCCGAGUGUCACCAAAGUUACACAAGUGACUGAAAGAGAUCCAAGCGUCGCCAAAGUUACACGAGUGAUUGGUGGAGAUCCGAGUGUCACCAAAGUUACACAAGUGACUGAAAGAGAGCCAAGCGUCACCAAAGUUACACGAGUGAAGGGUGGAGAUCCGAGUGUCACCAAAGUUACACAAGUGACUGAAAGAGAUCCAAGCGUCACCAAAGUUACACGAGUGAUUGGUGGAGAUUCGAGUGUCACCAAAGUUACACAAGUGACUGAAAGAGAUCCAAGCGUCACCAAAGUUACACGAGUGAAUGGUGGAGAUCCGAAUGUCACCAAAGUUACACAAGUGACUGAAAGAGAUCCAAGCGUCACCAAAGUUACACGAGUGAAUGGUGGAGAUCCGAAUGUCACCAAAGUUACACAAGUGACUGAAAGAGAUCCAAGCGUCACCAAAGUUACGCGAGUGAUUGGUGGAGAUCCGAGCAUCACCAAAGUUACACAAGUGAUUGGCGGAGAUCCAGGCAUCACCAAAGUUGUUGAAGGGAAGCCAUCCGUUACAAAGAUCACAAGGCUCACUGAAACUCACAGUGCAUCAUCUGAUGGUGAAAUUGACACUGAGGGAGAGAUCAAGAUACUCAUGGGUGAAGAUAUAACCAAGGUGCAGACAUUUCAAGGUGGUGACGUACGCAUCCUCCAGGAGGAAGAUAUCAAACAAAUCACUGAUGCGAUCACUCAGGGAGGUGGACCGGGGAUCACCACUAUAACUAAAGUAAUCAAACCAGGGGUCCAGGUUGUUGAAACUGAACCAGGGCUCACCACUUUGACCAGAGUAAUUAAGAAAGACCCUCAGAUCAUUGAAAUUGCACCAGGGGAAACCACUAUUACCAGAGUGAUUCAACCAGAACCGCAGAUCAUUGAAGGACCAGAUUUCUCAAAGAUUGUAUCUUUCAAGGACAGUCCAGACCUCCUCGAAUCAGAAUCAGAGAGAAUCACCAGAAUCAUCAAGGAGGGCCGUUCUAAAAAACGAGCUGCCAUCAGACAACCACAAGGAUCAAGGCGAAGAGUGAGACUGGUCAGGCAUCACUCCAGACCCAGACAGUGAGAUGAAUGGAGGCUCACUGUACCUGAAGAUCCAGCUAAAGUGAAAGACAGUGUUGUCGAACAGUGUGUUUGUCCUGCAAAUACACUUUUACUACAAACCGCAUUGAAUGUUUACACAUUAGAAACCAACGCAGUAAUAUCUUGGAUCUGUGUGGCACACACCCCACUUCAAGGGGUACUUGAAAUGGUGGUGGUUAUAAAGAGAGACAUUGGUCAUUUUUGUUUGUUUUUUUUAAGCUGUUUAUAUUGUUCUUUUUUGAAUAUACGUAUAUACUGUAUGAGCCUUGACAUUGAGCUUGUCGUACACAUGAUAUUUUGUGGUGCUUGCAUUCAGAGACAUGAAUGCGUUUUUAUCUUUAAGGAUCAGCAAAGCUUUGGCUGUUGAGUUCACUUUAAAUUAUGCAGCUUGUAACUUUCCAUCUGUUUCUAAUUUUCUGUCCAUUUUUUAGGAAUUUGUUCACGUCUACAUUUUUUUUUUAUGUCUUUUUUUUUAAUAGACAGGGUUUUUUAAUUGUAGAAAUUCAAAUCAUCACAUUGAAAUAAGCUUCAAUGCAGUUAAAUAAUAAAAUUAAAUAUUUUCUG
Messenger RNA from Sinocyclocheilus rhinocerous, 3492 nucleotides. Its product is annotated as periostin-like. The transcript is spliced from 24 exons. The record is from RefSeq and is a predicted model, not a curated record. The coding region runs from base 128 to 2911 and encodes 927 amino acids. Gene Ontology annotation, cellular component: extracellular matrix. Gene Ontology annotation, molecular function: cell adhesion molecule binding. NCBI's taxonomy places the organism in Eukaryota, Metazoa, Chordata, Actinopteri, Cypriniformes, Cyprinidae. Gene Ontology annotation, biological process: cell adhesion; extracellular matrix organization.